AGGGCGUGUUUUCGUCGACUGGUACUGCGCAUGCGCAAUGACAGGAGUCCUUGGCUGAUCGGCCUGUUGUAGGUUACAGAUCCGGUAAGGGGACACAGACAAAAUGCAGAGCUGGACGCAGUUAUACCGCUCCCUGGCCACGCGGAGCCACCACCUGCCCUGCAAGCUGCACGGAGCUACAGCGCUGUCCGUCAGAACCUACGCCGACAAAGCAGCAAUCGAUGCAGACGUCACGGUGGUGGGCUCCGGUCCGGGCGGCUACGUCGCUGCCAUCAAAGCCGCACAGCUCGGCUUCAAGACAGUGUGUGUUGAGAAAAAUGCAUCGCUGGGUGGGACCUGUCUGAACGUCGGCUGCAUCCCCUCCAAGGCUCUGCUGAACAACUCCUACUUGUACCACAUGGCUCAUGGCAAGGACUUUGAAAGCAGAGGCAUCGAAAUUUCAGGCCUGUCGUUGAACCUUGAGAAGAUGAUGGCUCAGAAGAGCGGAGCGGUCAAAGCACUGACCGGAGGAAUCGCACAUCUAUUCAAACAGAACAAAGUGACCCACGUCAGCGGUUUCGGGAGGGUGACGGGUAAGAACCAGGUGACGGCCGUAGCAGACGACGGCAGCGAGCAGGUCAUCAACACCAAGAACAUCCUCAUCGCCACCGGCUCCGAGGUCACCCCCUUCCCCGGGAUCCCGAUCGAUGAGGACAGCAUUGUGUCGUCAACAGGAGCUCUGUCCCUGAAAAAAGUUCCCGAGGAGAUGAUUGUGAUCGGAGCCGGAGUCAUCGGAGUGGAGCUGGGGUCAGUGUGGCAGCGUCUGGGCUCUAAAGUCACAGCAGUGGAGUUCCUGGGCCACGUGGGCGGCAUGGGCAUCGACAUGGAGAUGUCCAAGACCUUCCAGCGCAUCCUGCAGAAGCAGGGAUUCAAGUUCAAGCUCGGCACCAAAGUCCUGGGAGCCACCAAGAGGCCCGACGGCAAGAUCGACGUGGCAGUGGAGGCGGCGGCCGGAGGGAAGAACGAGACUCUGACGUGCGACGUGCUGCUCGUCUGUAUCGGCCGACGGCCGUUCACGGAGAACCUGGGUCUGGACUCUGUCGGGAUCGAGCUGGACAACAGGGGCCGCAUCCCCGUCAACAACCGCUUCCAGACCAAAGUACCCAGUAUUUAUGCCAUCGGUGACGUGGUCGCCGGGCCGAUGUUGGCGCACAAGGCCGAGGACGAGGGCAUCAUCACGGUGGAGGGCAUGGCCGGCGGCGCCGUUCACAUCGACUAUAACUGUGUUCCCUCCGUUAUCUACACGCACCCCGAGGUGGCCUGGGUGGGCAAGACAGAGGAGCAGCUCAAAGAGGAGGGCGUCCCGUACAAAGUCGGCAAGUUCCCCUUCGCAGCCAACAGCCGAGCAAAGACCAACGCCGACACGGACGGCAUGGUGAAGAUCCUCAGCCACAAGGAGACGGACAGGAUGCUGGGAGCUCACAUCGUCGGCUCUGGCGCCGGAGAGAUGAUCAACGAAGCUGCUUUGGCCAUGGAGUACGGAGCUUCCUGUGAAGACAUCGCCAGAGUCUGCCACGCCCAUCCUACGGUGUCGGAGGCCUUCAGAGAAGCGAACCUGGCCGCAUCUUUCGGCAAAGCCAUCAACUUCUGAGCCGCUGUCGCACCUUCAGUGUACAUAAAAGAAGAAAAACGGGGAGCUGUGUGUGUCACUGCAUCAAAACCUUCAUCCAACCCAACCGGGAUCCUCCGUGUACAUCCAAACUGUACCACACUUAGUUCUAAUGCUAUUUAAAUGUUCUCAAUAAAACCAUAAAGGAGGGGAAUGGGCGCUGACUGCAGAUCAGUCUUUUUGCUUCCCAGAACACACAAACAGUUUUAAAAGAUACGGGAAAAGAGCAUAUAUUACUUUCAUUACUUUAUAUUCACUUUUCAUUCACAGCACAUAGAGAUAUAAAUAUUAUUUAGGCCGGGUGUUUGCCGUUUCUCUUGUAAAGGAAGAAACAUGGGAUGUUUUUGUUUCUGUUUUUUACAGAAUUUAACUAAAAUAUGUAAUCGGAGCAGGAAACUAAGUUUAAUUGUUAAAUUGGCUCUUAAAGUUGCACUUUUGUGGGUCAAAACAUUGAAGUAUGUUGAGUUUCAAUCAGCAGGUGUUUCAACUCUGGAUUACUAAUAUAUUGAGCAUUAUAAUCACAAAUGCAGAAAGAAAUGUUUUAGAAAUUGGCGACUAAAUUAAGUAAAACGUGUAACUAUUUUUAAAGGACUUCUUUUGUUCCCCUGAAUCAAUGUUUUAAUAACCAUUAAAGUGCUCAUAUUAUGCUCA
This is a messenger RNA of Sander lucioperca (pikeperch), 2299 nucleotides long. RefSeq names its product dihydrolipoamide dehydrogenase (gene dldh). The transcript has 14 exons. The record is from RefSeq and is a predicted model, not a curated record. The coding region runs from base 104 to 1630 and encodes 508 amino acids. NCBI's taxonomy places the organism in Eukaryota, Metazoa, Chordata, Actinopteri, Perciformes, Percidae. Gene Ontology annotation, cellular component: oxoglutarate dehydrogenase complex; mitochondrion. Gene Ontology annotation, molecular function: flavin adenine dinucleotide binding; dihydrolipoyl dehydrogenase (NADH) activity.